AUGAAUGAGUCGACAAUGACUGCAAGACUCCUUGGAAGAUUGUACUAUGACAAGGGUGGAAAGAGUAAGUGGAUGGGAACACUUGUUCAACUUGGUGGUUUCCCUAUUCUGCUUCCUUAUUACUUCAUCUCAGCACCAAAAAACCUCACCACAAAGAAUAGCAUUCAUCUAAAUCAGCCACCUGCUUCACUGCUAGCAUUUAUCUACGUCUCACUUGGCCUACUUCUGGCAUUAGAAAAAGUAUGUGAUAGGAUUCAUAUACAGCUCGUGUAUGGACUGUGGCUUUCCCUGAAGCAGCUCGUGUUCAAAAACGUUGUAAAAGGGAAAACAUUCAAAGUGGUCAUGGACAUGAUAAUAUACACAUCUUUUGUUGCUACCUGCGCUACUGUAGUGGGACUUUUUGCAAGUGGAGAAUGGAAUGGUUUGAAGAAUGAAAUGAAGGAGUAUCAGAUAGGGAAGGCUUCAUAUGUGUUUAAUUUCACUUUCACAGCCAUAUUUUGGCAACUCUUUACAAUUGGUUGUUUGGGGCUAAUUAGUGAGAUUUCUUCCCUCUUCUGUAAUGCCAUAAGCGUUUUGAGAGUGCCUCUUAUUCCAAUGUUGGCUCAGUACAUCAAUGACACCAAGUCCGAAAACAGAAACACCUGUCAUGUUCCAAAAGCUUCUGCGCCACAAGAUGAGGUUCAUAGAUGUGUUAGAUAG
Molecule: messenger RNA, 699 nt
Organism: Sphenostylis stenocarpa
Lineage: Eukaryota; Viridiplantae; Streptophyta; Magnoliopsida; Fabales; Fabaceae
Source: the annotation of a GenBank genome assembly